Haemonchus placei is the source of this 597-nucleotide messenger RNA. NCBI's taxonomy places the organism in Eukaryota, Metazoa, Nematoda, Chromadorea, Rhabditida, Trichostrongylidae. The record is from the annotation of a GenBank genome assembly.
AUGGUAAAUUCCUACCCAAAAUAUUAUCUCGCUGCGCAGAUCCUGCCAGGAUGUAUAACAGGAAUAGCUCUGGGAGUAGCUGUUUUGAUAAAUAUGAAGGCUGAAGAACAGGUCGUUUGCGAUUUGAUAACACCUAUGCUUGGCACGAUGAGCAGUGUGUAUAGUAAAUCAGUCAUGGUAGUAAGCAUUCUGAUUCUGCUAUGCAAUGUGUCCUUUAUACUCUUCUUAAGGAAACAACGAAUAAGCAGCGAAACGGUGAAGAGCGUCAAUCGCUCCGUAUUUGUUAUUUGUAUGACUGUCGUGCUUGGGUAUUUCAGCGCAAUGGUCAUCUUUUCUAUGAGGGAAAUGCUGAAUCUAGACGUUGAUUUGCAGAAUUGGGGUAUACUUGCAGGGUUGUUUGCUAGUUCGGCAUAUUCUCUCAAUUUUUUCGUCUACUACGUUAUCAGCAGGGAAUAUCGCGCUGUAUUCGACGAUCUCCUCGGAAUCGGUCACCUCAAAGCUUUGUUCUGUCGCAGUAAGAAAAUCGGUGGUCAACAAGUAGCUACCUCGUUAGGUGCACGUCCAAGCAACCGUGUCACGGCCACUAAUGCAACUUAA